UCGGCGUUGUGUGUGUUCGGCGCUCGGCGUUGUGUGUGUUCGGCGCUCGGCGUUGCGCGGUGUCGCUGCGGGGCAGGACGGGGCCUUGGCAUUCCCAGCCCGGACUCCGCAGCGUCCCUGGAGCUUCGCGGCCUGCGGGGGCACCCGAAGUUCCGGUCCUGGUAGCAACACCCGUGCCCUCCCCCAGACCCCAUCUCCAGAUCGUGCCCCCUUCCUCCUUCAGCCCCCACUGCUUUCUAACCCUUUUAUCAGGACCCCGUCAGUCCCUAGCCACCUGUUGCUCUCUGGCAACUAUGGAGGAGCCACGGUGCCUACAAGCCAACUGCUUCUUCCGUGGCAAGGAGCACAGCAUCCAGCUGAGUGUGAGCCAAGCAGCGCUGGAGGUGGAGGUGGAGGAACGCCACAGCACCAAGCGCUGGCGGGGCCACUUUGAUGCUACCUCUGUCGAGGACCUGACACGCAAAACGGGCAACUUCAAGCAGUUUGGGAUCUUCUGCAGCAUGCUUGAAGCAGCACUAAUGAAGAGCAGUGAGGCUGUCAGCCUGGAGCUACUCACCUACCAUGACCUGGAGGCCCUGCGGAGCUGUAAGGCAGGGGUAGCUACACGUGUGCCCCACUCAACCUCGCCACUUAGCAGCAAGCGGUACCUCAUACUCAUCUACUGCGUCGAAUUUGACAGGAUCCACUACCCGCUGUCAUUGGCCUACGUUGGUGAGGCAGACGUUGCUGCACUGCGACGCCUGGUGCAGGAGCAGCAGGAUGAACUGGCACAGCUGCGGGAUGAAUUACAGCGGGCGCAGCAGGAAGUGUGGAGGCUGGAGGAUGAACGGCUGCAGGACAAGGCCUGGCAUCAGAAGAAGCAGCAGUGGAUGUCCAAGGAGCUGACAGAGGUGAAGGCGGCUGAAAAGAUGCUGCGGAUGCGUGUGAAGACACUGACAGCUGAGCUGGCAGCGUGCAGGAAAGGGCGCAGCACAUCAGCCACAGCACGAGGCCUCCCACGAGAUCGCCACCGCUCUAAAUCUCAGGACAGCCGCAGUAGCAGCCAAGGCUGCCUGCCACCACAGUCCCCAUCUCCUGCAGGUUCACGGCCACCACGCUUCAACCCCACAGCCUUUGUGAGAGCCCGCGAGCAACGGCGGCAGGAGACAGAGCUCCAAAGGCAGAAGCUGCAGCGUGGGACGGUGUCAAGCGGUGACAACUGUAGGAGGAGGUGCAGGCGCAGCUCUUCAGCUGAAAGUUUCCAGAGCCGGCGCUCAGCACUGAGCUCAGGCAGUGAGGCUGGUACAUGUCCCCAGCGCCGCAGAGGUUUGGGGGGUCCUAGCACCUGGAGUCCACUUAGUGCUUCGUCCUGCAACAGUGCUAGUGUGCCAUCUCACCUGGAUCGGGGCCACAAAAAGCGUGGAAAAGAGAACCUGGGCACAGAGACUUCAGCCACACUGUCUGAAAUUGAUGCCCGGCUUCAAGCACUGCAGGCAUAUAUCAGCACCCUGGGCACUCACAUGUGAAGCCUCCCCGGGGGCCACUAGGAGCUCACCUCAGGGGGACCAGACCCAGGCAUUGGUGUGCCACAAGGCCACCAGUGCCCAAGCAGUAUCCCCACUGUCCCUCAAAGGGAUCAACACUGGCAGGAUGUGGUUUAAUAAACGACUGCAUGGUUCUGUGGGA
Molecule: messenger RNA, 1665 nt
Organism: Coturnix japonica (Japanese quail)
Lineage: Eukaryota; Metazoa; Chordata; Aves; Galliformes; Phasianidae
Gene: CCDC61
Product: coiled-coil domain containing 61
Cellular component (GO): ciliary basal body
Source: RefSeq, a predicted model, not a curated record